Messenger RNA from Calypte anna (Anna's hummingbird), 2033 nucleotides. It is a transcript of the gene CERS2, whose product is annotated as ceramide synthase 2. Lineage: Eukaryota; Metazoa; Chordata; Aves; Apodiformes; Trochilidae. Gene Ontology annotation, molecular function: DNA binding; sphingosine N-acyltransferase activity. Gene Ontology annotation, cellular component: membrane. The transcript has 10 exons. Gene Ontology annotation, biological process: ceramide biosynthetic process. The record is from RefSeq and is a predicted model, not a curated record. The coding region runs from base 1 to 1131 and encodes 376 amino acids.
AUGUUCCAGACCCUGUACAAUUACUUCUGGUGGGAACGGCUCUGGCUGCCGGCGAACCUCACCUGGGCCGACCUGGAGGACCGGGAUGGGAGAGUCUAUGCCAAAGCUGCUGACCUCUACAUCACCCUCCCCGUGGCCUUCCUCUUCCUCAUCGUCAGACACCUCUUUGAGACGUACGUGGCCACCCCCCUGGCCGGGCUCCUGAACGUCAAGGAGAAGAUCAGGUUAAAAGCCACCCCCAACCCCGUGCUGGAGAAGUUCUACGCUGCCACCACCAAACACCCCAAGCAGGCUGACGUGGAGAUGCUCUCCAAGAAGAGCGGCGUCACGGUGCGGCAGGUGGAGCGCUGGUUUCGCCGCCGCCGCAACCAGGACCGACCCAGUCUGCUCAAGAAGUUCAGGGAGGCCUGUUGGAGAUUCACCUUUUACCUUAUUGCUUUCAUUGCUGGCAUGGCUGUCAUAGUGGAUAAGCCGUGGUUCUAUGACCUGCGGGAGGUGUGGAAGGGGUACCCCAUCCAGAGCAUGCUGCCCUCCCAGUACUGGUACUACAUGAUCGAGCUCUCCUUCUACUGGUCCCUGCUCUUCAGCAUCGCCUCUGACGUCAAACGCAAGGAUUUCAAGGAGCAAAUCAUCCACCACGUGGCCACCAUCAUCCUCAUCAGCUUCUCCUGGUUUGCCAACUACAUCCGUGCCGGGACGCUCAUCAUGGCCCUGCACGACUCCUCGGAUUAUCUGCUGGAGUCAGCCAAGAUGUUCAACUACGCGGGCUGGAGGAACACCUGCAACAACAUCUUCAUCGUCUUCGCCGCCGUCUUCAUCGUCACCCGCUUGGUCAUCCUGCCCUUCUGGAUCAUGCACUGCACGGUGGUUUACCCCCUGGAUCUCUACCCUCCUUUCUUUGGCUACUACUUCUUCAACUUCAUGAUGGUGGUGCUGCAGUCCCUGCACAUCUUCUGGGCCUACCUCAUCAUCCGCAUGGCCCAGAAGUUCAUAACUGGAAAGGUGGUCGAGGACGAACGGAGCGACCGAGAGGAGACGGACAACUCGGAGGAGGAGGAGGAGAAGGAGAAGAACGGGCCCCUGUCCAACGGCCACCCCGUCCUCAACAACAACCACCGCAAGGCCGACUGAGCACGGCGCUGGCCGUGGGGUGGGGGGGUUGGGGACACCCACACAGCAACCCCUCGGAUGUCAAACCCCAGAGAUGUCACCCCCAGGUGUCCCCUCUGUCCCCUCCAUCCUCUUCAGUCCAGCAGAGCAAAACCAGGGCCCCAGUGAGAGCCCCGGGUCUGGCGCGGGGGCUCCCGCUCCCCCCUCGGUGCCAUUUCUGUCACCUCCUGCCUUAAGCCACCGCCGUGCCCUGGGGACAGGCAGAGCCCUCGGGGGGGUGGCACUUGUCACCGGGUCCCCGGGGCUCCUUGUUCCCAUUUUCCACCCCUCUUUGUGUCCUGCAACACCGGGAAUGAAACCCACCCUUCCCCGACCCCUGCCCGGCUCCACCGCCGGCACCACGCGGUGGGGAAGGUGACACAGCCUUGGGGGGGGGACAGGAGGGGGGGAGGUGACACUUUUGGGGGGUUUUGGUGGCGGAACUUGAUGAUGACACUAUGGAAGAAGCAAGGGGAGGGGGGGAAGCUGUAGGGUUGAGUCACUACUGGGAGUUUAAUCCCCUUGUUCCUCCUCUUGUCAGUGGGUUUGGAGUUCACCCUCUCCAGGGCCUCUCCCGGUCCCUUCCCAGUGGUCACAGGACAAAUUUGCAACUGAUUUUUUUUUUUUUUUCCCUUUUUUUUUUUUGGGGGGGUGGGGAAUUGAGGGGGUUUGUGUGUGGGGGGGUAGUUUGUUUUUUUCCUAUUUAUUUGGAAGAAGGAAGGAGCCGGGCUUGGCUCUGCCUCCCGCAGCCACCCCGGGAUGCGGUGAGACCUCCCCGUGGUUGUGGGGUGGGGGUGGGGGGGGAAAAGGACCAUUAACCAACUCAGACCAAAACGUGUUUUGUUGGUUUUGCUUUUUUUUUUUUUUUUUUUUCCUCUUUUUUU